Messenger RNA from Laetiporus sulphureus 93-53, 3036 nucleotides. RefSeq lists its product as uncharacterized. Gene Ontology annotation, molecular function: mRNA binding. The record is from RefSeq and is a predicted model, not a curated record. The coding region runs from base 1 to 3036 and encodes 1011 amino acids. NCBI's taxonomy places the organism in Eukaryota, Fungi, Basidiomycota, Agaricomycetes, Polyporales, Laetiporaceae. The transcript is spliced from 4 exons.
AUGCAGACCCAAGCGCAGCUUCCCCGUCCUGGUUCACCCAGUAACAAUAACGCCAUUCCGGACCAUCUCAAGUCCGCGCAGUCUGCCGAUCCGUACGGUACGGGCCCGCAAAACACGAAUACCAAUUCAAUGUAUAACAGUAUGAACAACAUUCAUCUCGCGGGCGACUAUGCCCCCUUAUCGUCGACGGAGCCCGAUGCUCUUAAUCUCCAGUCCAAGAUCAACGGUUUUGGUGCGACGACCCCAUACAGGUCAUCCUUCAACCCGUUCCCUCCCCGUUCUCGUCACAACACCGUUCCCUUUGGUGACACUUCUGGGAGCUUCAACAACGCCACAUACCAGACGCAGUCCCAGUCGACAGAUCUAUACGGCAUUCAAAACCUCCAGAGUCCGCCCCCCUCUUCAUAUGCAUUCGACUCCAUGCACCACCCCGGGCGUGCACACGACUAUACCCCCGUGAGACCUCAGGGCAGUGCAGGGUUGAACGGCGGUGUGCUUACGCAAGGCAAGCAGCAAUCAUUUUCUGUCGAACCAUUCCGCUCGGCCGGGAUGGAAUCCACUCUAGCACAAUCACAGCAAAUCAACGUGCAGGGUUCCCUGUCGAGCGCUCUCCCGAUCCACCAGCCCGGUGUCCAGCAGGUCUUCCAAGGUCCCUUCGCAAACGGGAUGUCGCACGGACUUGCUCAUCCACACCAUGGAGCUCUUGCGUCGCACGCGCAGUUCGGACCCACUUUACCCACGAAUGGCCCUGGGCCUGGGGCCGUCGGUGGGCCGGGAAAUUCGCUGACGGGCGCUUCUGGUAUGGGCCAUGUGAACGGGAGCACGGCGAAUCAGCAGCAGGAAGAGAUCUCCACUAUCUUUGUGGUCGGGUUCCCGGAAGAUAUGCAGGAGCGGGAAUUCCAGAAUAUGUUCACCUUUUCGUCCGGAUUUGAGGCUGCGACGCUCAAAAUACCCAACAAGGAGUAUACAGCGUACGGCGGAGCAGGAGCGACAGGCCCUGGUUCGCGCAUGCAGUAUCCUGGCGCGAACGAUCCGUACAACCUGGUGACCGUGAAUCAAGGUGGUGUCGUCGUGGAUGGUGGGCGAGACGGCUUGACGACUUCCUGGCCGGCGCCGGCGCCCGUGCAGAAUGAUGACGGUCAUUUCGUUCCGUCUAACGUACAGCCUCCCCGAAAGCAGAUCAUAGGAUUCGCGAAGUUCCGCACGCGGCAAGAAGCUCUGGAGGCACGUGACAUUCUUCAGGGCCGCCGUGUUGAUGUCGAGCGCGGUGCUGUACUCAAAGCAGAAAUGGCGAAGAAGAACUUGCACACAAAGCGUGGACCCGGAGUGCCUCCUAGUGGCCCAUCUAAUGCGAGCGCACCAUCGGGUGGUGUCCCUGAAAAUGUUGGGGGUUACCCCGGCUUGACAAGUUUGGCCGGAUUGAGCGCGGGCACCCUUGCUGCAGGAUCCGGUGAAGCGCUUGCUCUGAGAGAGAGGGAGCUUGGUGGUGCUUUGGGCGCCAUGGGAAUAGUUGGUCUUGGUUCUCGGAGGGAAGCGGAAGACGAUCGACGUCGCGAGCUUGCGGCUGUCAUGCCCGGCAUGAGCCUCAGUUCGCUGCCCACGCGCGGUGCCCGCGAACGUGCGGAAGAAGAGAGCGAGCGCGAGCGAAAGCGUAAGGAAAAGGAGGCGGCACGCAUGCGACAGAACUCGUUUGCGUUCGAGGCGUUCCAUUCUGUUCCUCAGCAGAUGGUUCGGCAGGGCGCAAACUCGCUGCUGUCGGCUGAGAGCGGGGCCCUUCCAGGAAGCUCGAUCACUCUUCCAUCGUCGCCUCCGAUGCAGAGUAUCGCAUCCCAGAUUGAGGGCGCCAACAACGCGGGAAACAGUCCGUGGGGUAACUUCCGCGACAUUGGGUCCAAUGCUACCCUUCGGAAGAUGUCGUUAUCCAUGCUCUCAUCUAACCUGUCGCUUCGCCCAACCUCCCCACCACAGCUCUCUCCUCCGGGUGCUUACGACGGGAAUACGUCUGCACCGCUAUCGGCGACGUCGCCAAGUGGGAGCAUAAUGCAGAGCAUUCACAGCGCUCCCUUCUCGCCGCAGUCGAACUCGUCGUCCCUCCCUAGUCACCCGUCGCUACCCUCCCGUCCGCGACCAUUCUCGCCGAGCGGUGAGCAUCAAUUGGAACAGAGCGUUAUCUCUCAGUCGGAAGCAGUUGCGUCGUCGAUCCCUGCGUCCAGUUCGUCGAGUGUGAGUGGGUCCCAGAGCGGGCACGAAGAGGAGCUGUCGCGAUCCGUCGUGGCGCUGGCCUUGAAUACCGAAGCCGGUGCAACUUCGCCACAGUUGCCUUCUCCGGCGUCGGGUGCUAGCUCUGGGACCGGUAGGAAUCCUGGUGACCAGAAUCCACCGAUCAACACGCUGUACGUAGGCAAUUUACCGACAUCUCCGGCGCCUGGCGGACUUCCCCUCAGCUUUUUGGAAGAUAGAUUGCGGGAUUUGUUCUCCAAACGGCCAGGGUAUCGCAAGCUGUGCUUCAGGCAGAAGAGCAACGGGCCGAUGUGUUUCGUCGAGUUUGAGGAUGUGAAUUACGCCACCAAGGCACUUCAGGAACUGUAUGGCAAUACGCUCAACGGCCUGGUGAAAGGUGGCGGUAUUCGUUUGUCUUAUAGCAAGAAUCCUUUGGGUGUGCGCACACCGACGGGCGGCGCGAACAGCGGGUCUAGCUUACAACACCAGCAAGGCAUUACCAUCGCUCAAUCUAUCGGUGAUGCGUUUGCUUCCCGCCGUGACAACUCGGGCAUGACAUCGCCUACUUCAUAUCAUUAUUCUAUGUCUCCUCCUCCGCCUCGAUUUAUCUCGCCGCCGCCGCCUCCGGCGUUCCCUAGAAGCAGCCCACAAGGUUUCGGCGCUGCGGCGGGCACUAGCAGCUCAUUCUCCCCUUUCGGCAUCUCUCCAUCACAUUCGACGAUACCCGACCAGCCCAGCGCUGAUGUCAACAACGAUCCCCUCUCACACAGUAUGACCUCAACCCCACCCAACAUAGAGGCCAGCCGCGCAGGUUGA